This is a messenger RNA of Colletotrichum graminicola M1.001, 1377 nucleotides long. Its product is annotated as eukaryotic aspartyl protease. The record is from RefSeq and is a predicted model, not a curated record. Gene Ontology annotation, molecular function: aspartic-type endopeptidase activity. Lineage: Eukaryota; Fungi; Ascomycota; Sordariomycetes; Glomerellales; Glomerellaceae. Gene Ontology annotation, biological process: proteolysis. The coding region runs from base 1 to 1377 and encodes 458 amino acids. The transcript is spliced from 4 exons.
AUGGCUACCCGCUGGCUACCUCUUACUGCCCUGGCGGUGGGCGUUUCCGCAGUUUCUGUUCGCCGCGAACAGACGGACUCGACUCCCGGCGUCAUUUCGCUCCCUGUUUACCAGGACAUUCGAAUUCACCCUUUGGAGAAGUUGAGGAGACGAGAAGUUGAGGACACCGAUGCUCCGGUAUAUAAUGUGACGUCGACAACAUACCUGAUUGAGCUCAGCAUCGGCACUCCCGGUCAAGACACCAAGGUUGCCAUUGAUACCGGGUCCUCGGAGCUUUGGGUCAACCCCACCUGCGCUAACGCGGGCACCACCGCCAUGGUUCAGUCUUGCAGAGCCAAUGGCCAGUACGAUCCCCGAGACUCGUCAACGUCGGUCGUUUAUGUCGACCAAGGCAACAUCACGUACGGCAAGGGAACGGUCGAACUGCAAUAUGUCAGCGAUAACAUCACCAUUCCCGGCAGUGACAUCUCACUUUCAGACACAAUCUUUGGCUACGGCAUCUACAGUGCUGAUCUGAGUAGGGGCAUUCUUGGUUUGAGCUUUGGCGAGGCUACCAACACCACUGACUACCCAACGGUGCUCGACACGAUGAAGGCACAGAAUGUUAUCGAGUCGCUCACGGUGGGAAUUGCUCUCGGAACUAAGGAGGAGAAGACGGGCAGCGGCCUCAUUUCAUUUGGUGGUGUGGACACCAAGAAGUUCAGUGGCAACCUGCACUCUGCGCCCGUUCUCGGGCCCCAGAACGGCGAGGACCUGCGUAGAUACUGGGUUCAACUCGACUCGGUUGGUCUGAGCAAAUCCGGCAGGAGUACCAAGACAUAUGCCAACACCCAGUUUCCGGUAUUCUUCGACACUGGCGCCACCUUGAGCUACUUCCCCCCUGCCCUCGUCGACCAGCUUGGAAGUGAUUUGGGAGGCCGCCUCGAGUCCUCCAUUAACAUGUAUCUCGUGCCGUGCAACACCAAAGGCACAAUCAACUUCAAGUUUGGCGACUACACAAUGAAGGUGCCCCUGUCUGAGUUCAUCUGGCAAGUGGGUGACAACAGUUGCGUACUCGGCGCCGACAAGGCUUCCGACAAUGCUUACAUCCUUGGCGAUUCGUUCCUCCGUUCCGCAUAUGUCGUUUUCGACCAGGAGACACCCGCUCUGCACUUUGCUCCCUACGUCAACUGCGGCUCCAACCUGCAAAAGAUCCCCCUCGGCAGCAAUGCGGCUGCCAAGUUCACCGGCGAGUGCCAGGCCAGCUCCAACGACGGCAGCGGCAGCGGCAGCGGAGGGAGUGAUAAUGAGAAUGUUGCCGGUCGAGCGACACCUGUUGGCAUUUGGAUGGUAGCUGGUGCUCUGCUAGCUGUGCAAGUGUUCAUGUCUUUUCUUUAA